GCCCCGCCUGCCUCCUCAUGCACUCCCUAUGGCUUCCUGGGGCAGAACUGUGCCCAGACGGGUGGGGCGGGGCCCAGCAGCCCCGACUUCUUCAGCCUUUUCUGUCCCUUUCAGUGGGGCCAGCAGGCUGCAGCGAAGAGGGUGCCCUUUACCUAGAGCCCCCCUACCGAGGCUCCCUCUUCCCAGCCCCGGCCCACUGAGUCUGGACCCAGCUUCCCUUAUCCCCACUUCUGAAUCCUGCCGUGUCCUGACCUUCCUGCCUGGUCUGAGUAGGGUCAUGGCCUUGAGGGCAGGUGACCACAGCCAGGUUGCAAUGAACGGGCUGAAGGAGAAGGUGCUGACGCUGGACACCAUGAACCCGUGUGUUCGGAAGGUGGAGUAUGCAGUGCGCGGGCCCAUUGUGCUGCGUGCCCUCGAGCUGGAGCAGGAACUGCGCCAGGGGGUAAAGAAGCCCUUCACCGAGGUCAUCCGUGCCAACAUCGGGGACGCGCAGGCCAUGGGGCAGAAGCCCAUCACCUUCCUGCGUCAGGUCCUGGCCCUCUGCGUCCACCCUGAUCUCCUGAAGAGCCCCGACUUCCCCGAGGAUGCCAAGAGAAAGGCUGAGCGCAUCUUGCAGGCGUGUGGGGGACACAGCCUGGGGGCCUACAGCAUCAGCUCCGGCAUCCAGCUGAUCCGGGAGGAUGUAGCUCGCUACAUCGAGCAGCGCGAUGGAGGCAUUCCCGCAGACCCCAACAACAUCUACCUGUCCACCGGGGCCAGCGACGCCAUCGUGACGGUGCUGAAGCUGCUGGUGGCGGGAGAGGGUCCCACCCGCACAGGCGUGCUCAUCCCCAUCCCUCAGUACCCGUUGUACUCCGCAGCGCUGGCCGAGCUCAACGCUGUGCGGGUGGACUACUACUUGGAUGAGGAGUGCGCUUGGGCCCUGGACGUGGCCGAGCUGCGGCGGGCCCUGUGCCAGGCGCGUGAUCAUUGCUGCCCACGCGCACUCUGCAUUAUCAACCCUGGCAACCCCACUGGGCAGGUGCAAGCCCGCGAGUGCAUCGAGGCGGUGAUUCGCUUUGCCUUCGAGGAGCGCCUCUUCCUCAUGGCUGAUGAGGUGUACCAGGACAACGUGUAUGCGGAGGGUUCGCAGUUCCACUCAUUCAAGAAGGUGCUCACAGAGAUGGGGCCGCCUUACGCGACGCAGCAGGAGCUCGCCUCCUUCCACUCCGUCUCCAAGGGCUACAUGGGAGAGUGCGGGUUCCGCGGCGGCUACGUGGAGGUGGUGAACUUGGACGCCGCCGUGCAGCAACAGAUGCAGAAGUUGCUGAGCGUGCGGCUGUGCCCACCGGUGCCGGGCCAGGUCCUGCUCAGCAUGGUGGUCAGCCCGCCCGCGCCCUCUGACCCCUCCUUCGCGCAGUUCCAGGCGGAGAGGCAGGCGGUGCUGGCCGAGCUGGCAGCGAAGGCGAAGCUCACGGAGCAGGUUUUCAACGAGGCUCCCGGCAUUCGGUGCAACCCGGUGCAGGGUGCCAUGUACUCCUUCCCUCGCGUGCAGCUGCCCCCGCGCGCCGUGCAGCGUGCUCAGGAGCUGGGCCUGGCCCCCGACAUGUUCUUCUGCAUGCGUCUUCUGGAGGAGACCGGCAUCUGCGUGGUCCCCGGGAGCGGCUUCGGGCAGAGGGAAGGCACCUACCACUUCCGGAUGACCAUUCUGCCCCCCAUGGAGAAGCUGCGGCCUCUGCUGGAGAAGCUGAGCCAGUUCCACGCCAAGUUCACCCGAGAGUACUCCUGAGCACCCCCCUCCCUUCAGGGCCAGGCCGGGCCGGCAGGGCCGACCCUGGACUUACCAUGGCCAGGGCCCUGGGGGUCUCUGGAGCCCUCUGGACUUGCUCCUGCUGCCUGCGGGGCCCUAAUAAAGCUAUGAAGCAGUCUGACUACAUGGAAGACGGCUGUGUGCACACACCUGUACGAGCCUCCCCUGCCUUUGUCCGCUCCUGACUUCCUUUCUGAGCCAGCCAGGCUUCUGUGCAGGCCGGGGGACCCAGCCCCGGGGACCCAGCCCUGGGCAGGACGUUCGUCAGCCUUAGGGAGGAGUGGCCAAGGAGAGCUCCCAGAGGAGAUGACCACUGCCGAUGCAGUGCCUCUCACGGGCUGGGUCUCCGCUGUGGUCUCUGCUCUUGACGCAGACACUGGCAAACUCCUCGUAAAAACUAGGAAGGGCAAGAGGCAUGAAGGGAGGCACUAGGUUGGGAAUGAAGCCGGGCAAAGAAACACGGGUGCUGAGUGCCAGGGGUGGCCACAUCUGAAAAAGGAGCCUAAGGAAGAUACACGAGCCAGGUGGCCUGGCUUCCCCCCCCCACCCCGGAGCACACUGAGCUGGAAGGUGGGUUUGGCUGGUGGGUGAGCAGCAGGAAGCGGAGUCUCAGGACUUGGGAGGAGGGCUUGGUUUCCUCCUGUGGGCAGAUGGCACGGUGCUGCCACCUGAGGCUGCUGGAGGAGCAGCCGUGCCAGGAGUGG
This is a messenger RNA of Ailuropoda melanoleuca (giant panda), 2493 nucleotides long. It is a transcript of the gene GPT, whose product is annotated as glutamic--pyruvic transaminase. Gene Ontology annotation, biological process: biosynthetic process. The record is from RefSeq and is a predicted model, not a curated record. The transcript is spliced from 11 exons. Bases 29 to 1768 code for a protein of 579 amino acids. Gene Ontology annotation, molecular function: transaminase activity; pyridoxal phosphate binding. Lineage: Eukaryota; Metazoa; Chordata; Mammalia; Carnivora; Ursidae.